Molecule: messenger RNA, 1611 nt
Organism: Drosophila erecta
Lineage: Eukaryota; Metazoa; Arthropoda; Insecta; Diptera; Drosophilidae
Gene: Nle
Product: protein Notchless
Exons: 4
Coding region: 82-1548 (488 amino acids)
Biological process (GO): Notch signaling pathway; ribosomal large subunit assembly
Cellular component (GO): nucleolus
Molecular function (GO): protein binding
Source: RefSeq, a predicted model, not a curated record
CGACCAGCUGAGCUGCUUGGAGAUUGCUCAUCACUAACGAAUAAGUCGCGGCACGUGUUUACUUUUGUUUUGACCGCGAGAAUGUUGGCCAAAAAACAGAAAAUUCAGGAGGCGGACGCGGAGAAGCAGGCCACGCCCCACACUAUACAGGCGCGCCUCAUUUCGGAUACGGGCGAGGAAGCGGGGCCGCCAAUCGACCUGCCGGCGGGAAUCACCACCCAGCAACUGGGUCUGAUUUGCAACGCUCUGCUGAAAAACGAGGAAGCCACUCCAUAUCUGUUCUUCGUGGGCGAGGAUGAGAUCAAGAAGAGCCUGGAGGACACAUUGGACUUGGCGUCAGUGGACACGGAAAACGUGAUCGAUAUUGUGUAUCAGCCACAGGCCGUUUUUAAAGUGCGCCCGGUGACAAGAUGCACAAGUUCCAUGCCGGGACACGCCGAGGCUGUGGUAUCACUGAAUUUCAGCCCGGAUGGCGCUCAUCUCGCCAGUGGAAGUGGUGACACCACAGUGCGAUUGUGGGAUCUUAACACAGAGACACCACAUUUCACCUGCACAGGUCAUAAACAAUGGGUUCUGUGCGUAUCGUGGGCUCCGGAUGGCAAACGGUUGGCUAGCGGCUGCAAAGCGGGCUCUAUAAUUAUCUGGGAUCCGGAAACGGGCCAGCAAAAGGGGCGACCCUUGAGUGGACACAAGAAACAUAUCAACUGUCUCGCCUGGGAGCCGUAUCAUCGAGAUCCGGAGUGCAGGAAACUUGCCUCUGCCAGUGGUGACGGCGACUGCCGUAUUUGGGACGUGAAGCUAGGCCAGUGCCUGAUGAAUAUUGCUGGACACACAAAUGCUGUAACAGCAGUGAGAUGGGGCGGAGCGGGCCUUAUUUAUACGUCCUCCAAAGAUCGCACAGUGAAGAUGUGGCGAGCAGCUGAUGGAAUCUUAUGCCGGACAUUCUCUGGCCACGCUCACUGGGUAAACAACAUUGCGUUGAGCACCGACUACGUUCUGCGCACUGGUCCAUUCCAUCCGGUAAAGGAUCGCUCCAAGAGCCACCUCAGCUUGAGCACUGAGGAACUGCAGGAAUCUGCGUUGAAGCGCUACCAGGCCGUGUGCCCUGAUGAAGUGGAGUCCCUGGUUUCCUGUUCGGAUGACAACACUCUCUAUCUGUGGCGGAACAAUCAGAACAAGUGCGUUGAGCGCAUGACAGGGCACCAGAACGUGGUCAACGAUGUGAAAUAUUCGCCGGAUGUAAAGCUAAUUGCGUCUGCUUCGUUCGACAAGUCAGUGCGUCUGUGGCGGGCCAGCGAUGGUCAGUACAUGGCCACCUUCCGGGGUCAUGUGCAGGCUGUUUACACGGUUGCCUGGUCUGCGGACUCUCGCUUGAUUGUUUCCGGUAGCAAAGACUCAACAUUAAAAGUGUGGAGUGUACAGACCAAGAAACUGGCACAGGAGCUGCCUGGACAUGCGGAUGAGGUGUUUGGAGUGGACUGGGCGCCCGAUGGCUCUAGAGUUGCCUCUGGUGGCAAGGACAAAGUUAUAAAGCUAUGGGCUUACUAACAAAUCGUUAUCUUGUACACGGUAGGAAAAUUCUUAGGAAUAAAGUAAGACGUCCUGAGUAAA